This is a messenger RNA of Salvia miltiorrhiza (redroot sage), 474 nucleotides long. RefSeq names its product lysine-rich arabinogalactan protein 17-like. The record is from RefSeq and is a predicted model, not a curated record. The transcript has a single exon. The coding region runs from base 1 to 474 and encodes 157 amino acids. Lineage: Eukaryota; Viridiplantae; Streptophyta; Magnoliopsida; Lamiales; Lamiaceae.
AUGGUCUCCACCAGACCCAAAAACAAACUCCGAGGCAUACCCCAAGGAACCAAAAUCGAUCUCACCGGAGAAAGCCCCCCACCGUCAAAACCAAAAGCUUCGAAAAAGAACCCACGCCAAAAACCAAUUCCGAUGGACACUACACCUACCCCCUCAUCCAGAACCCUACCGCAAAUCGAGAGCCCCUCGCCGGUGGACGAACAUGCCAUUGAGCAAUUCACAGCGGAGAUAGACGUCCCUACUCUCGGCGCCAGAGACCAGCAUGCAGCUGAAGGAGAAGGCAAUGCGACACCGAAAAAGGCGAAGGAAGGCGAGGGAGAACCAUCCAAAAAGAAGCGCACCCCCACUGCUCCGAAGAGGAAGAAACCGGCGGCCGAAAAAUUGGCCACGCCGGCCGAAGAAUCAUCCAACGAAAGAAACGAACCCUCUGGUUCGGUGAUGCAGAGCGAGGAAGGGGAGUCCGGCGAAGAGUAA